CCGAACAUGAGGUGGCAGGUCACAUUGCAUCCGUAGUCAGGAAGCAUAGGGAGGGGACCACCAGCACUCAGCUCUCUCUUUCAUUAGUCUGAGUCUUGCUCAUGGGACGGACCUCACAGACAUGGUAGAUCUUCCCUCUUCAAUUUCCGUUUUCUGGAAUUAUCCUCAUAGACGUACCAGGAGGUGUAUUUCCAUAGUGAUUCUGAAGCCAAUCAAUUAGACAUAGAAGACUCACCAGCACACAGGUAUUAUAGGUCUAGAGCCUGUAGGAGAGCAGACCCGCCUGCGUAUCUGUGAGGAGCAUCAACAUUGCAGAUGCAUUUUCUCACUGUAUACUGUCUCCAUUUGGGGAAUUUUAACCUUUUAGGGGUCAGGAACAGACACCGCCUCACCCUCUGUCUUCUCAACCACCUCUGUGCUGAAUUCAGGGUAAAUGCCCACAUGAUGCUUGAUGGCUUGAGUGUGAGAGGAUAAACACUCCUGUAGGCUGCGAAGUUCGGUGUGGGUGAGGAAAAAAAAUCGAUGUUGCAAAUCUCUUAAUUCAUGACUGAAGCCACUCUCCUGGCCCAAGCAUCGAAGAAGGAUGCAGAGACAGAAAUGGAUAGCAAGUGAAUUGCAGGCAACUGUUGGAAGCGUGAUGCCCUCGGAAGAGUUAGAGCGACUGUCAAAGUCCCCCGAUGUGCCCAUUUUUAUCAGUUCUGACGGUGAUGCGCUGCCGUUAGAGAUUCAGGUCUCGUCUGAGCUCAUCUGAAUAACGCUGGCGAUGGGAGGGAAGAGCGAGAUGAGGCAUCCAGAGGCAGUCCUGGAUCCGACUCUAUAAAUCUGAAGGAGGUAGACGCAGGACAGCCUGGCCUUCUCUGCUUGCCCAGCGCAAGGCAGGGCAGAAGGAAGUGAGAGGCACUGGAGUGGACGGCGUUUGUCUACACCCCGAGUGAUCAUGAGAGGGACCACGCAAGUCUUCAUCGUGUUCCUCCUAGCAACUGUGUCCCACUGUGCUGUGAUCACAGGGGCCUGUGAGCGAGAUGUCCAGUGUGGGGCAGGCACCUGCUGUGCCGUCAGUCUGUGGCUGCGGGGGCUGAGGCUGUGCACCCCACUGGGUCGGGAAGGAGAGGAGUGCCACCCAGGAAGCCACAAGGUCCCCUACUUCAGGAAACGCCAGCACCACACCUGCCCCUGCUCACCCAGCCUGCUGUGCUCCACGUUCCCGGACGGCAGGUACCGCUGCUCCCGGGACUUGAAGAACGUCAGCUUUUAGUGUGUCUGGGCUCAGGAUCCCCCCUGGGUGGCCUCUUCUGCAUCACAUCUGUGUGCUUUUGUUCCCUGAAACUGCUCCACUCCCCACCCUGUCCGUGGCACACGCGUGAGCGGAUGGGCACACCUUCCACUGUGGAAGAGCCCACGGGUGUGUGCAGAGGAGGCUACGGCCUCGAGAAGUUGGCCAGCCAUGCCCGGACUGCCUCAAGUUGUGACGUUGCGUUUCUCCCAGGUGUCUGCCCUUCCUGCAUGUGCCCUUUCUUCCUAAAUCACACCUUCCUGGCCACUGGCCCUCGGGGGCAUCACUAAAUCACAGGUCCUGUGGAAAGGAGGACCAACAGGAGCAUUCAUUUCUUUGACCGACUAGCUCCUUAUUUUAGGACCGUGGGUACAAAUUCAGCUUUUCUCCGGGCACCACUCGAAAGCAAGAGGAUUUCAGGGUCUCUUUGAAUUAGGGGUGGGAGGCAGCUCAGAGGGCUUUGGCUAUGUGUUGGGGGGGGUCUUCUGGGAAGGGCUGGGAGUGUGGGGAAGCUCUGCUGAGGGGACAGCAUGGGCCUACUUCAACUCUCAGAGCUGAAAUUCAGUCCCUUUGGGCUUAUGUCAAAUGUUUGACCCCAGCAGGCCACAUGUGCCUAGUGAUAGGUAAUUUGCGUCAGUGAGGGAGCUGGCAAGGCCUUGAGCCUUGAGCCUGAACCCAGGCCUGGGAGCUUUCUCUACAGGCAGGUAUAGCCAACUCCUCCCACCUCCAUUCUUAUUCCAGGCACAGGGUGUCCAACAACACUGUGACAAAAUCUUGCCGUCUACCGAGUUCAGAAUGGGGCCAUCAAGGUGCAGCAACAAAAUCUCCUUUUAAGGAAGCUCACAGUGUUGUCUUAGGCCACCUUCACAGCUACCCACAAACAAACAAAACAGAACAAAACCAAACAACAAACAAACAAAUAAAAAAACCCCUACCCUCCCGGGCCCACCAGGCUGGGCCUUGAACAGUGAAGGGACCGUUCUGUGCUGUUGCCCCGGCUCUGCUGACCUGCGACACUUUUCCUGCAUGCAGCCUACAAUCUCUUUCCCUCUGGGCUCCAGGCCCAGGCCCAAGCUGUAAAGUUCCUUUCCAAGUCAACGGUCCCAUGAUCCUCCUCGUCUUCCGGAUCUCCAGGCUCCACUCACUGCCCUUGGGUAUUGACCUCCAGCUUGCGUCCCACCCUGCUCACAGAGCAGCCCCGAGUGCAGUGGGCAGCAGCCAGUGCCUCGAUGCCCCAGGAACAAGACACUGGGGCCCUGUGGCGCUCCCUAGCACAUCACCAUGUUACCCUACAUCCUCGCCUGCCUCAGAGGAGGCCACCUGCAGACCCAGAGGGUGAAUCGACAAUUUAACAUGACCGCACUCAUUUUCAUUUGUAAUGUUGUAAUUCUGAGGAAGGAGUGAUGAGUCUCUGCCUCACUUUUCUGCUGUUGCAAAAGAUAGAAGGAUGAACAGCGGAGAGGUUGGAAGGCUUAGGGAAAUGUAUCCUUUGCAUUCAGUAAUAUGCUCUUCAGAACUAUGACUAUAAAAAACUCCCUACAGAGAGAGUAUGCCCCCAAGACGAAUGUUUUCUAGGAGAAUAAAGUCAGGUGAAGUUGACAGACACCCUUUCAAGAUCCAUCCACAACUUCCGUGACAGUCCUUAGGCCCGGCUCUUUCAUCGUCAACCAUUGGUGUCUGGCGCCCUCUCGUGGACGAAGUGGAAGUAGCAAGGAGCGUGAAGGCGAAAAGAGGACGGGGUGGGGGUGGGGGGGUGGGGGGUGGGGUGGCGGCCUUCGGGCAGGUAGAAGGAGUAGUUCUUCAGGCACACCCGGCUUUGGAAUCCACGGGAGGCCCAGAACAAUGUCUAUCAAGAAGCCUGCCACCGGGAGAACCGCCAGAACAACUCUUUAUUAACACUCGGACCCCGCCCCACUUUGAAGUGGCCUUGGAAGCCGGUGUCCCUUCCUGUUUAGGGCAGGUGCUGUGACUUCCCUGACCUCAGGGUCUCUAGAAUGAGAGAGCAGAUGUGGAUAAGUUCGCCCUCCCCACCCCCGUCUGUGAAUCCCCCGAUGUAGCAGGGUCAGCAGAGCCGCCUCAGAGGCUCCUUCAGCACGCGGGCUCCUCCUCAUCGCUGUUGCUCAUUUAGCUGCUGUGCUCAUCACCACAAGUCUCUAGGUAGCUGGGGCCUAGAGAUCCCGGCGCUCCGGGACAAAAGGGCCAGAACGGAGACUGUGCGGGGACAAACGCUGCCAGAGCCUCCUCUGUCAGCAGAGGUUCAGCUUCGAACCCCUCUCAGGGUGGUCCUUAGCAUCCUGAGUGAGGUCCGGGUAAACACCGGUUGGCUGUAGUUCCACGCAGUUAUCACCUACCGAUGAAGGGGUUCCUAAAGCGGAAGAGAAAGAUCGCAUAGGGAGAGAGGCUGCAGGGCUAGACACUGGCUGAGAGCUGAGCCGGCAGAGUGGACCCAAAUCGUCCGCCCAAAUCAGCUCUCAGACCAGCCCAAGAGUCAACACUGAGACUUGGUUUGGAAUCUGUAAAAAAAAAAAAAAUUAAUUAAUAAUAAUAAUAAUAAUAAUAAUAACCAGAACCUGCCUUGUAGACAGAGAAGCACAUGCUGGCCCAGGGCACACUCUGGGUGUCUUCAGGGAUGUUUUCCUGGACCAGGGAUUGGCAAUGAGAGCGAAGAACUUCCCUGACACAAUUAGUUCCUUUUCAGCCAGAUGAGCACAAUAUGAUAUCCAAACAUGGACUAUUACUCAGCCCUGAAAAGAAAUAAGGUACAUAUACGCUUCAUAGCGUGAAUGGCCCUUGAAAUCCUUAGACGAGAAAAGCUUGUCAUAAAAGGCCACAUCUGCACAAUUCCACUCAUGUGAAAUGUCCACAGCAGGCAAACCCACAAUAGAGAAAGUAGGUCAGUGUUGGCUAGGAUUGGGGUGUGGUGAAGGCAUGAAUUUGGAGUAAUUGUUAAGGAGUUCAGGUUUCUUUAGGGGUGACAAGAGUGUUCUAAAGUUAAACUGUGGAGGCGGUUGUAUAGCAGUCAAUAUCUUCAACGUCAUGAGGGUAAAUGAUGUGCCGAAUGAAUCAUACCACAAUAAAACUAUUUUUAAAAACUUUAAGAUCCACAAAGUUGAAAAGAGGGAGGAGGGGAGCAAAAGUGACCCCCUGAAGGAAGGACCAGGUGUGGUGAGAUGAGGAGACCCCCAGCGUCUCCUGUUGGGGAAGGUGGGCACUGUGUGUGUUGCAAAAUGGCUUGGUUUCCCUUCACACAGGAAUAACCAUUUCCUAAUUAACACUCAUUUUGUGGUGGGUAGGAGAAUAAGUACCUAAUCAACUAGAGCUACACAUAGUAUCAUGUGACCUAACCUACGUAUAGUCACCCUCUGAACUCUGGGGGUUCUUCAUGCGAAUCCCACCAACUGUGGAUCAAACAUAUU
This is a messenger RNA of Peromyscus maniculatus bairdii (prairie deer mouse), 4689 nucleotides long. RefSeq names its product prokineticin 1 (gene Prok1). The record is from RefSeq and is a predicted model, not a curated record. Lineage: Eukaryota; Metazoa; Chordata; Mammalia; Rodentia; Cricetidae. Gene Ontology annotation, biological process: endothelial cell proliferation.